AUGCCUCAGCAUAGGUCAUCUCGUCAAGCCGCUAAUCGAAGAUAUUAUGAAAGAAAUCGAGAGCGCAUUCUCCAGCUUCGUCGGGCUUCUCGCAUUGAAACUCGCGCCAGACUAGAACGUCUUGAAAGAAUUGAAACUUGCGCUCGACUAGAAUAUCUUGAAAGAAUGAUUUUUCAAACUCACUGUUAUCCUCAACUUUCUUCUACUUCUGCUGCGUUAAACAAG
Racocetra fulgida is the source of this 225-nucleotide messenger RNA. The record is from the annotation of a GenBank genome assembly. Lineage: Eukaryota; Fungi; Glomeromycota; Glomeromycetes; Diversisporales; Gigasporaceae.